Messenger RNA from Arvicola amphibius (Eurasian water vole), 2355 nucleotides. RefSeq names its product transferrin (gene Tf). Gene Ontology annotation, biological process: iron ion transport; antibacterial humoral response. NCBI's taxonomy places the organism in Eukaryota, Metazoa, Chordata, Mammalia, Rodentia, Cricetidae. The coding region runs from base 115 to 2193 and encodes 692 amino acids. The transcript is spliced from 17 exons. Gene Ontology annotation, cellular component: plasma membrane; extracellular region; early endosome. The record is from RefSeq and is a predicted model, not a curated record.
CAAAGAUUGCACCCAGCCAGCCCGCUCCGGACAUAAAGGGGAGCGGGUCACAGAGAAGCGGUGCAGAAGCGGGUUGGUCUGUGUUCCCCGCUCCUCGCCACACACACCGGGAGGAUGAGGUCCACCGUGGGCGCCCUGCUGGCCUGUGCUGCCUUGGGACUAUGUCUGGCUGUCCCUGACAAAACUGUAAGAUGGUGCGCAAUAUCAGAGCAUGAAAACACCAAGUGCAUCAGUUUACGUGACCACCUGAAAAACCUCCUUCCAGCCGAUGGUCCCCAGCUUGCCUGUGUGAAGAAAACCUCCUACACUGAUUGCAUCAAGGCCAUUGCAGGAAGUGAAGCAGAUGCCAUAACCUUGGAUGCCGGUUGGGUGUAUGAGGCAGGCCUGAGUCCCAACAACCUGAAGCCUGUGGUAGCAGAGGUCUAUGGGACACCUGAAAAGCCACAGACCUCUUACUUGGCUGUGGCUGUGGUGAAGAAGGAUUCUGGCUUCCAGCUGGAUGAGCUCCAAGGCAAGAAGUCCUGCCACACUGGCUUGGGCAGGUCUGCAGGAUGGAACAUCCCCGUCGGCUUACUUUUCUGUAAAUUUCCGGAGCCUCGCAGUCCCAUUGAGAAGGCCGUGGCCAGUUUCUUCUCGGGCAGCUGUGUCCCCUGUGCAGAUUCGGCAUCCUUCCCCAAACUGUGUCAACUGUGCCCAGGCUGUGGCUGCUCCUCUCUCCAACCAUACUAUGGCUAUGCAGGCGCCUUCAAGUGUCUGAAAGAUGGAGGUGGGGAUGUGGCCUUUGUCAAGCAUACGACCAUAUUUGAGGUCCUGCCACAGAAGUCUGACAGGGAUCAAUAUGAGCUGCUCUGUCCUGACAACACCCGCAAGCCAGUGGAUCAAUUUGAGGAGUGCUACCUGGCCCGCGUCCCUUCCCACGCUGUUGUGGCUCGAGCUGUAGAUGGCAAGGAGGACUUGAUCUGGGACAUCCUCAAAGUGGCCCAGGAAAAUUUUGGCAAAGGCAAAUCCAAAGACUUCCAACUGUUCGACUCUCCUCUUGAGAAAGACCUGCUGUUUAAGAACUCUGCCAUUGGGCUGUUAAAGAUCCCCUCGAGAAUGGACUACAGGCUAUACCUUGGCCAUAACUAUGUCACCGCCAUUCGGAAUGUACGGGAAGGAAAGUGUCCAGAAAGCCCCAGCAGCAAUGUGCCAGUGAAGUGGUGUGCCCUGGGUCACCAUGAGAGACAGAAGUGUGACGAGUGGAGCGUGAACAGCGGAGGGCAGAUCGACUGUGAAUCGGCAGAGACCACCGAGGACUGCAUCGACAAGAUUGUGAAUGGAGAAGCUGAUGCCAUGAGCUUGGAUGGAGGAUACGCCUACAUAGCAGGCCAGUGCGGUCUAGUGCCCGUCAUGGCGGAGAACUAUGAUAGCUAUGAUUGUGGACAACUAAAAAGAGGGUAUUAUGCUGUGGCAGUGGUGAAGGCAUCGAACCGUGACAUCACCUGGGAGAACCUGAAAGGCAAGAAGUCCUGCCAUACCGCCGUAGACAGAACUGCUGGCUGGAACAUCCCCAUGGGCCUGCUGUACAGUAGGACCAAGAGCUGCAAGUUUGAUGAAUAUUUCAGUCAAGGCUGUGCUCCUGGAUAUGAGAAGAAUUCCACUCUUUGUGACCUGUGCAUGGGCCCAAACAAGUGUGCUCCGAACAACAGGGAGGGAUAUUUUGGCUACACAGGGGCUUUCAGGUGUCUCGUUGAGAAGGGAGAUGUAGCCUUUGUGAAACACCAGACUGUCAUGGAAAACACUGAAGGAAGAAACCCUGACGCAUGGGCUAAGGAAUUGAAGCUGACAGACUUCGAGUUGUUGUGCCCUGAUGGCACCAGGAAGCCUGUGACUGAGUAUGCCAGCUGCCACCUGGCCCAAGCUCCAAACCACGUCGUGGUCUCCCGGAAAGAGAAGGCAGCCCGUGUUAGCACGGUGCUACUUAACCAGCAGAGUGCAUUUGGAAGCAACGCUGACUGCUCUACGGGUUUCUGUUUGUUCACAUCUGACACGAAGGACCUUCUGUUCAGAGAUGACACCAAAUGCUUGUUUAAAGUUCCAGAUGGCACCACAUGGGAAAAAUACUUAGGAGAAGACUAUGUCCAAGCUGUUGGUAACAUGAAAAAAUGCUCAACCUCACGACUCCUGGAAGCCUGCACUUUCCACAAAAGUUAAAAUCCAAGAUGUGGGCUGCCACAGUGAUGGAGACGAGUGUUGCCCUGAUCCAUGGACUUCCCUUGGCUUCUGUGGCCUGAGGGGUUCAGGCCAACUGGGUCCGUCUUCAUGUUUGUGUAUCUCCAUGUAAUAGAGCACAAAAUAAAAAUGACCAUGACUUUA